Vollenhovia emeryi is the source of this 822-nucleotide messenger RNA. RefSeq lists its product as uncharacterized. The coding region runs from base 483 to 815 and encodes 110 amino acids. Lineage: Eukaryota; Metazoa; Arthropoda; Insecta; Hymenoptera; Formicidae. The record is from RefSeq and is a predicted model, not a curated record. The transcript is spliced from 2 exons.
GGACGAUUAGAAAGAGACAGAGCUCAUUCAGUAUAGCGUGAGGUGCAGAAUUAAAGCCUUUAGUCACUCGCUAACUGUCCUGUUAAAAAGGAGACGAGGCCGUUCACUUCCAGCAUAUUUUUACCAUGCCGCAAGGUGCAGAAUUGACCCUCGCAUCUAACCUGAUCCGGGGCAGAAGGGAGCGGCUGACGCGCGUACGCGGUUCAGGCGAUUGUAUACAGAUAGUACAAAGUACUACGAAGUGAUGACGAGAUGUGAUUGGAGCAACAACAAAAGAACUGCAAUUUCAGUUGUACCGCAGCGCACGGUGACAAUACCUCGCGCAACUCCGUCUCCGGGUGCGAGCUUGCCGUGCUCUUCCUAACCUCAACGCGACAACAAUUCGUCGUGCGGAGGUGGGCAGAGAAAAGGGAGAAAGCGUCCGAGACACUCGCGGUUGCGAGUUCACGAGGGGCAGCGUCAUCGAGGGCAACUGACAGGAUAUGUCGGCCGAUACGCAGGAUAUGCCGAGCAACGUGGACAGCGGGGAUCAGGAGGAAUACGAGGGUCGCGUCGUCACGGACUCGGUCCACGAGAGAUUUCGGCAAAAGCGCGUCUACUGCGACGGCUGCGGUCGCGACAUUCCGGGGAACGAGGCUGCCAUCAGGAUGCACUUUGACGACUCGCAUCCCUCGGACCGGCAUUGCUGCUAUUGCAAAGGCAGGGUGUUCGUGUAUCGUAAAAUCACGGCGGUGGACGGCGGGGAAUCGUCGGAGAGCUUCGUGUAUCACAAGUGCAAGCGCAGUAAACAGCUCGAGGCGAAUGCGCCGAAAUAACCCGCGU